Molecule: messenger RNA, 807 nt
Organism: Adineta ricciae
Lineage: Eukaryota; Metazoa; Rotifera; Eurotatoria; Adinetida; Adinetidae
Source: the annotation of a GenBank genome assembly
AUGAAUAAUAUGCUUGUUGCUAUGGACCUGAGUCCGAUUCCAUCUCAAACUCGACAAAACUUGGAAAACUGUUCUGGCAGCAGUUUGCGUCGAAUGGCUUCAAAACUGAAUAAUGCUGUAGCAGUAUUUACAGAUAAAAUGGCACAAACAAUUGCUCCAGGGCAACACGAAAAACUAGUGAAAAUAUCGGAACGUAGUUUACGAAGCAAAAGCACUCGAGAUUCAGAUCAAAUAAUGAACGAUGAAAUUGUGCAAAAUCUGAAGCAACUAUAUGACGUGUAUGUCAAAGAAAGAAUGCCUUUUGUUGAACAAGUUCGACUGUUAUCUCUGUUACCUCGCUCGUGGAAGUACGAAAUGGUCACUAAUAAUUUUGGUGCUUCUCAACAUGCGAUUAAAACAGCUCACAAGAUGUUUGAUGGUCAGACUUACAUACUGGAAAAUGGUACUAAGCCAUGUAUUAGACAGAGAGCAGAUCCGGAAACAAUAAAACACUUUGUGAGUUGGCUUGUCGAGAGCAACACACUUGUUUCAGGAAGCUAUGGCCUUACUGUUCUACGUAUGGACAACGGAGAAAAACAAGAGGUUCCUCAACAAAUUCUUCAGUUGCAAAAGUCUCAUGCAAUUUUUUAUUACAAAAAGUAUUGUGACGAAACAGAUUAUGAAUCAUUAAGUACUAGCAAGUUAUAUGAUAUCUUGAAUAGUAUUAAACCAUCACAACAGAAAGCUGUUGCAGGCCUAGAUGAGUUUGUUGUUGAAGGUGUUGAAUCGUGGCGAACACUGUCAGAUUUGUUGAACAGUGAUCUAUAA